GUGAGGAUGCUGGUCAUUCUUUUCUUUAUGCUUCUGCACCUUUCCCUUCAAGCGAAUGCCUUCAUCUGCCCAGAAGCCUGCAGAUGUAUUUUCCGAGAUGCUAUCCAAUGUUCUGAUAUUAGAAUUCAAGAUAUUGCAGUGUUGGACCUGCCUAAAAAUAUGACCCAGAUCCUCAUAUCAGGAAUGAGUUUAAGUAAUCUGAAGGCUAGUAGUUUUAAGGGAAUGACCAUCUUGCAGCGCCUUAUUCUGACAGGAAAUCACAUUUCUACAAUUGAUUCUGGCACAUUCAAUGAUGUGGUGAAACUGAAAACACUGAGACUCUCUCACAAUAAAAUAGCCAGGCUCCCAAAUGGAUUGUUUGACGAACUGAUGCUCCUUGAACACUUAUUUCUAGACAGGAAUAGUCUAACGAACAUUAGCCAAAACAUGUUCGAUAACUUAGUGAAUUUGCAGGAGCUCUGUUUGAAUAAAAAUCAACUAAGAUGGUUUCAGAGUGGGCUCUUCAGAAAUCUUGUGGAGCUGGAAAUUUUGGAUUUAUCCAGAAAUAAUUUGGCGAACUUGCCUAAAACCAUAUUUCACACCCAAACUAAACUCAAAAAGCUAGCACUCUAUUCAAACAGACUCACAUAUUUAGAGUCUGGAUUAUUUGGUAAUCUAAGGGCGCUGGUUGAGCUCCAGUUGCACGGAAAUAAUAUCUACUCUAUUGCACCGGGUGCGUUUGACAGCCUUCAAAAGCUGCAGAGUUUGACUCUCUCUGGAAACAACAUACGGUCGCUGCCUCGUGGACUCUUCCUUUACUUGCACAAUUUGACCGAAUUGACACUAUCUGAAAAUCCACUGAGAGAGCUCCCAGAUGUGUUAUUUGGAGAAAUGGUGAAUCUAAGAGAAAUGUGGUUGAAUCAUACCCAGCUCUGCUCUGUACCAGAUUUCAUUUUCAGCAACAUGACCCAUUUAGAGAUAUUAGGAUUGACUGUGAACCCUAAUUUGAGUGUUCUCCCAAAGAAUGCAUUUAAUGGCCUAAAUGAGCUCUUGGUACUUUCUCUGCACUCAAACAAUCUCUCCACUCUACAUGAAGAUAGUUUAAGAAGUCUUCUGAAGCUCCGAGAAAUUUCUCUCCGGCACAACAAGCUCGAAACCCUUCCAAGUUCCCUUUUCUUAAAUCUCAUUGGCCUGGAGGUGGUUUACCUUAACAGCAAUCAGUUGAAGAACCUUCCUGGAGUUUUCUCAAGUUCUUUACUAAAACUUAAAGAGAUCGUUCUCGAUGACAAUCCAUGGAAAUGUGACUGUAACAUUACCGAGUUCAAAAGAUGGCUCCAAAAGAACCCAGAAGUUGUAAAGAAUCCCACAUCUCUACGUUGCAGCAGUCCCGAGGAAUUAAAAGAUGCAUCUCUCUUGUCUUUAUCUGAUGAUCAGAUCAACUGCCAGAUUUCUCCUGGAGAUUUUUCAGAAGUCCAAGUGUUUUCAAAGUUACCCUCCACCAACUCUGAUACACGGAUUACAAAUGAACUAACCAGGCUGCAGAUUUCAAGUUCACCUUUUUCAUCCUCAGAAAUGAAAGAGGACACUGAAUGGUCUUGGUUUACUUCCAUGGAAAAUUCAGAAAACUACCCAAAUAUGGAAAACCUGUCAAGAAUGAUUCCUAAAAAUGGACUUGGGGCCAGUAAAUUAGAAGUUCCAAAGGAGGAGUGGUUAUUUCUUAAUUUGAAGAUUCCAUAUAGUAAAGUGCUUUUUCUUCUUUAUUUAUUGUUUUUGGUCAUGCAGGUUGUUCUCAUUGUUAUCGUUUCGUUUAUUGCCUCGAAAAUACAGCAGCUUUUUCCAAACCUUAUUCAUCCAGUUGUUCUGACAAGAAUUUUGCCUCAUGAUACUGAAAAGAAACCUGGCUCCCGCAUAAUCUGAAAGUGUUGAUUUCUAUUUUUUUAGACAUUCGGGUAAGUAUAAUUAGCAAAAUAUGGUGGAGAUGGAUAACCGUGAAAAUGAUGUGUAUGUGUGUGAGAUAGAACUUCAUGGAACGUCAUACGUUUUCCCCAAAUCUACUUUUACGUUAUUUAUCAAUCAAUCAGUUCAUCUGAGUUUAGCCACAGUUUAGACCUCGUAUGGGGAUUUUAAGUUUCAUUUUUUAAUGUAGCAUGUGCGCUCAAUUCUGCACUCUGUGUGAAUCCCUCCAAAUAGAUCAGACACUAUCAAGUUUAAGCUUUGUUAACUUUUGCUUAAGUUGUUUAGAUGACAGCUCACAAUGUUGCAUCUCUUCAGCUUCAUGAGACGGCACAAUCCAGUCACCUGCUUUCACGCAAAGCUAAAAAAAUCCAUCAUCCAUUUUUCCUUCCUGUCUAUUUUAUCCACCUUCUAGGUUUAUUUCAUCAAUUUACUGAUAUGGGGAGUUCUAUCUAUGUUUGUAGCCCUAGUUGUCAUUCACAAGAAAUUGUGCCUUCCAUGAUCCUCCCACAGGCAAUAAACUAUGUUAUUUUGCUUAAGAGACUUUGUGGGUUAUUGGUUUGUCAAUUGUUUAAUCCAACUGUCCUCUAUUAAAGCUAAUUCCUUUUGCUAUUGCUUAUUAUUAUGUAU
Molecule: messenger RNA, 2562 nt
Organism: Ornithorhynchus anatinus (platypus)
Lineage: Eukaryota; Metazoa; Chordata; Mammalia; Monotremata; Ornithorhynchidae
Gene: GP5
Product: glycoprotein V platelet
Exons: 1
Coding region: 7-1896 (629 amino acids)
Cellular component (GO): plasma membrane
Molecular function (GO): protein binding
Source: RefSeq, a predicted model, not a curated record